UGUCCUCCUUUCAGGCAGGCAGGAAAACAACACUGCUAGCAUAAAAGGGGGAGCAGAGAGAGUUGAGGGUUGUUGUUCUUCCAGAAGCUACUGCUAGACCGAGCUGAGCUGACUGAGGGACUUUUUACUAGACACAGAUCAAGCCUGCGGUGCAGCACCGUGAUGUGGGCGGGACUAAGCCUGCUCCUGGCUCUCUGCCUGCUCCCUGGGGGCGGAACAGAGAGUGAGGGGGAGGGGACCCGCUGUAAGCCGCCACCUGGUUGGAGCAUUGGGGAGGUGGAGCCUAUGAAGGAGGUCAUGGGCCAGGUCACGGUGGUGGCCCUCCUCCAGGCCAGCUGAUUGUUCUGCUUGGUGCAGGCAUCCUUAUUGGAUGGGCUGCGCCUGAAGCUGGAGGGUCAGGGUCUGGAGAAUGUGACCUAUAUGGUGGUGAACCACCAGGGGGAGCAGGCCCAGCGCCUACACACCCUGCUGAGGCAGAAACUGUCUGAGAACAUCACGCUAUACAAACAACAGCCCAAACAGGACGACGUGUGGCAGACCCUGGCUGGAGAGAAGGAUGACUUCCUCGUCUAUGACAGGUGUGGUCGUCUGACCUACCAUAUCUCCCUGCCCUACUCCAUCCUGGGUACUCCCUAUGUAGAGAACGCCAUCAAGAAGACAUACUGCACACGCAUCUGUGGUGACUGCUCGUAUGAGAGCCAGGAGAUCCCAGCAGAGUGCAACAGGACAGUAGAGGCGAAGCCUGAGGGAGAGGAGAAGCCAGUCACCGGAAGGGAGACAACUCAUGGUGGACACGGCCAUCAUCACCAUGGCCACGGUCACAAUGACAACCGCCAUGGUCACAAUGGCAACCGCCAUGGUCACGAUCACCAUGGUGAGAGGGGGAUGGGGCGCGGUCACGGUCGUGAUCAUGGGGCAGAGCGGCAGCAGCAGCACCAACAUGACACUGAGGGGCUCCAACACGGCCAGGCCCAGGGCCAGUUGCACGUUGGUCAGGAGCAUAUGGGUCAGCAGGCGGUGCAACUGGGCCAGAUGCCCCAGGAAGGCCAGCGAGGCCAUAUUAUGCAGAAUCCCUGAGUGAAAGGGAUGUCGAGGUGAAAGGCGGAGCACAGCUGACAGUGGAAGGAGGGGUCUGAUCUAAGUCCCUCAUCCAAGGCCAGCUGAUGCUGACACUGACGGAGGCUGUUUGGCGAUGGGGAGAGCAACGAGCCAAUCGGACUCUGACACUGUGAUGAGGCGCUGCCCGCCUCCUGACAGUGACAGGGACUGAUGGGCCUCAGGGAGACCUGACAGUGACGCUCGUCCCCCGCUGACUGACAGCAGCCUCAGCCAGUCAUGUGAGCCUGACCCCUGGGUGUUGAGAGCUGAGGGUGAGGGCAGCUGUAAGCAGGGCCAUGGCUCUGUGACAGUUACCUUGCUAUACCUUAUAGGCCUCAGAUUAACAUCUGUUAGACAAACACCGGGGCGAAGCGCUCUUAUAACAUCUUACCAACUAGUAUUACCCUGGGAUCGUGAAGCCACACCUGACAGAGAGAGAUGGUAGGACACCCAUUGGGUGUGGUAGGUGAAUGCCAAGCCUAAACCCAUUACGAUAUGGGGAAAAGGAUGGCAUUUGAGAUGUGACCAUAGCGAUGGUAAGACAGCAAGGUAGGUGUCCUCCACCAUCUCUUUCUCUGUCAGUGCGUUGGUGUCACCCUCCCAGGAGUGUGUGGGGUGAUUAUGUUAACGUUUCUCCUGCUCCGUUUUGCUCCCUCCAUCCACAAUGAAGGCAGGCGCAGAAACUACGCUCUAGUGGCAUCUGUCUGACGUCCGGCUGGAGAGAGGGGAAAGGGAGGGACUUAUAAUAUGACCACCCACUAAAGUUCUAAAUAUCGAGAGCUUCGGAAGGAGUAUGUAGUAGUAGUUGCCUAUGCUGAACAAACUGGCAUGAUGGCUGGGAGAGAGAGAUCUGAACCAAAGUUGUUAUACUCAGCGUUAGCAAAACCAAUUUGGUUAAAAUACAUUAUUGAUAGUUCAGAUUUUUUUGUUGUUAGGCCUCAAAAAAUUGGGGGUCUCACUAACAUUUUGUUUUUGCAAUUGAAUUAACUCUCAGGUGUUUUAGAGCAGUAGUGUUUUUCGUAGAUAAAGCUUUCAAAACGUCAGUAUCCAUUGCUUACAGCUGUGAGGACGUGUGUUUAGUUACCGUCACUGAGUUAUUUUAGUUUGGCAAUGUUGCACACAUAUGUAUAAUGCAUUCUUUGUGAACUAGCAAAACAAAAGAGUGAACACUUUUCAACUAGCAAAAUAUCGGGAACACUUUUCAACUAGCAAAAGAAACCAUCUAGAAUGAGAGGUGGGUAAACAGAAAAGAUUGAACGAUUGUUUGAAUCCAUUCUGUACUUAAUGAAGGGCUCUAGGGGAAGACAACUGUCACCUUGAACACCUGAUGCUUUGUACAGAGCACGUUCAUUCUGACUGUCGACUGUUAGGUGGUGUAGCAUGUAAGAAACGGUGAAUAAAGAUGGCUGAUGCACUCAUA
This is a messenger RNA of Salmo salar (Atlantic salmon), 2518 nucleotides long. RefSeq names its product selenoprotein P (gene selenop). The record is from RefSeq and is a predicted model, not a curated record. Gene Ontology annotation, biological process: selenium compound metabolic process. Gene Ontology annotation, molecular function: selenium binding. NCBI's taxonomy places the organism in Eukaryota, Metazoa, Chordata, Actinopteri, Salmoniformes, Salmonidae. Gene Ontology annotation, cellular component: extracellular region.